Messenger RNA from Dacryopinax primogenitus, 762 nucleotides. Its product is annotated as TPR repeat-containing protein-like protein. The record is from RefSeq and is a predicted model, not a curated record. Lineage: Eukaryota; Fungi; Basidiomycota; Dacrymycetes; Dacrymycetales; Dacrymycetaceae. The transcript is spliced from 3 exons. The coding region runs from base 1 to 762 and encodes 253 amino acids.
AUGUCCUCCAAGGAGCCGGAGAUAGCAGUCAUCGGAGCCGGCUUUGGUCGGACCGGCACAAGCUCGUUAAAGAUCGCCCUAGCACAACUCGGCUUUGGUCCGUGCAAUCAUAUGACAGAAGUGGUAAAGGAUACGGCCAGGUGUCUAGGCUUCAUCCGCGCAUAUCACGGCAAACCCACAGACUGGCGGAGCCUCAUGCGUGCCUGGGGAGCAACAGUCGACGACCCGACGUCCGACUUCGUGCCCGAACUGAUGGCUGCCUACCCCAAUGCCAAAGUCGUGCUGACAGUCCGCGACAGCGCCGAAGCGUGGUGGGCGUCUUUCCAGAGCACGAUAGCAAGAUUCGAUUCCCCCUUGAGCGGGCUGCUGGUGUUUAGCAUCCCGCAAUUCUUUAUUGCCUGGCGGCUUGGGCGAGAAGUGCGCGCUUUCCGUCGAAGGACGUAUGGGUCCCACGACGCCCAAGGGUAUGAGAAACAUAAUGCGCGCAUGAUCGCCCUCGUUGCGAAGGAGAGGAUGCUCGUGUACAAUGUCAAGGAGGGAUGGGCGCCGUUAUGCGAGUUCCUGGGCGUGCCCGUUCCCGAGGGCCCGUUCCCGAGGACGAACGAGACGAAGGACAUGAUCAGGAUUAUGUGGACAAUUCGCGCUGUUGGGGCGGCGGCUUGGACUCUGGAGCUCGGACUGAUCGCGUUGCUCAUUAGGCAAUCGAUCAGAGGAGGAUGGUGGCGAAUGUUGGACGUGAGAAGGUUUGUGGGAGAAUUGUGA